UCUUCCUCGUCAACUAAGUUUCUUCACUCUCCACUUCAUAAUAUCAACUUCAUUCUAAACAAUUAGAAAGAACAAAUUAUACAUAUCUCCACAAACAUAUAAAAUAUUAGUUAUUUAAGGAAGAUAUAUUAUUUAGAAUAUUAAAUAUACCGGGAAAGUAAUUAUAUGUGUGUGGGCGGGUACCCAUGGGGCGGGUUUAUCUAAACCUGAAUCCAACCGAACCCGGUGAAUAGUGUAGCGAGUUUAAACUUGAACUCGGCCCAAAACCCGUCAACACGGGUUUUACCCGCGUUGACCGGAUUGGGUCGGGUGGAUACCCGUGGGUUCGGGUUUUGUUGCCAUCCCUACCUGGGAGUGGUGAUUCUUGCUCCGACGCUCAUGACAGCCUCGGAUGUGUUGCUGUUUCUGCUUCUGCCCAGCAGCAGUGGUGAGAGCUCUGGUCUGUCACCUUCGGUCUUGAUGGCGGUUCCCAUUUCUCUGGUACUGUUUAUGCAUUUGAUCUCGUGGUGGCUGCCCAUAUUAUAUUUGGAGUCUGCCGCGCCGGGAGAUGGCAGCGCCAAGGGUCACCUGCGUAUGGCGAUGAUAGCGAGAGUUAUACCUUGGGAGCAUUGAUUCUGAUACUCUUCUUCUUUGUCUUGUAUGGCCUCUUGAGCUGGUAAACAUGCCUUACAAAACAAGAUACAAAAUGGAAGCAGGGGAGGCGGUUAUGUUACUGUGUGGACGACUAUCGCCGGCAAAUUUUGGGUAGGAUGACGACGAGAUGGAUCAUUAUAAAAGAACGCCACAUUUUUAUAAGCGAGUUGGGGUUUUAAGUGAAAUCAUUGUUGGCUAUGAUGGAACUACUUUCAUUGUGUUAAAUUGUAAUUGAUGCAUCUGUUGUAAUUGCAAGUUGAGAAAUGAUGUUUUUUUUUAUAUUAUGAAAUUAAUGAAGAACGAUCUCCUGAAUAAGACUAAUGACCAUUUUAUUAAUAAUUGUUGGGUUGUAUACAACGAAAAACAAUUGAGUUGCAAAAUAGGUGCUACGUAUAUUUUAACAAACCUUUCAUAAUAUAAAAAUUCGUUUUAGCUCGCUGCGAAAAUGAUAUGAUUGUGUACCCUAUGAAUUUAGUUUUCCGAGGGAAUCAACUCUGUAUACAUUCUCAAUAUUCCUUGUUCUGUUGAUGUUUUCUACCAAUUACCAAACUUGAAGCUUGGUUGUGGAUGAGUGCUAGGUGGUGAGUAGUUAGAAUUUCAUGGAAGUUAAUUAGUUACCUUAUCUUUGUGCCUGGGUUAUAACGAUGGCCGGCAACAUUUGGGGAGCAUGCUGGAUGGACAGGACUCCAACGGCAAGACAUGCUUCUUUCUUCAUCAAAAUUAUGCUUGGUUUCUACAACCCAGAAAAAUUAAAAUUAUGCUUGGUUCAUAUAUAACUCUCUAGGGUGUUCCUUGUUUGGUAGUUACUUGUCAGUUUAGUUUGGUAACCUAUUGAGUGCCCUUCCUAAUCUUAUCUUAUCGCAAUGAUUUUUCAUUACAUCUACACAAUAAAUAAAAAUCAAAUGAGAAAACUUGAAGCCCCAUUUCAAAUUUCCUGCAUCCAGAGUGAAAACAGGAAGGAUAUUUUGGACUUCACAAUUACUUUUUUUAUUCUAGGGAUGACAAUGGGUCGGGUCGGGGACGGAUAGUGCAUAUCCGUUACCCUACCCAAAGUAGUUCGGGUUUUACCCAUACCCAUACCCACAUGUGAAACGGGUACAAAAAUAAAACCAUGCCCAUACUCGUUCGGGUUUCGGGUAUCCACGGUUAUUCAUGGAUAAUAAUUUCUCUUUCUAACUCCAACCAAUAUGUUAACAUUCACACGUAUUCUCACAUUACGUAAGAGGAAAAGUACGACAAUUGUUCACUAGAAUGAAGAAAAUUAACUAAAACAACACAAUUUCAUGAAAAUUUUAUAUUUAUAUGCUACAUAUAAAAUAUGUUAGAGAACAAUAAUAAUUAUUUCUAGAGAAAAUACACAUGCAUGCAUAUAAUCGUGCGGGUUCGGGUUGGAUAGUUAGAAACCCAUGCCCACCCAUUACCCGCAAUAUUUGGGUUCGGGUUUUACCCGUACCCACUAAAUGUCCUUCGGGUUCGGGUUUUACCCUACCCGAUUAGGCCGGAUUCGGGUGGAUAUCCACGGUUACAGAUAUUUUUGCCAUCCCUAUUUUAUUCAUGAAAAAGAUACUUACUAGGAUUCAAACCAUGACCACUUUAAAGAAAAGUAAAUAUCAUAA
Molecule: messenger RNA, 2249 nt
Organism: Linum trigynum
Lineage: Eukaryota; Viridiplantae; Streptophyta; Magnoliopsida; Malpighiales; Linaceae
Source: the annotation of a GenBank genome assembly